Molecule: messenger RNA, 668 nt
Organism: Microbotryum saponariae
Lineage: Eukaryota; Fungi; Basidiomycota; Microbotryomycetes; Microbotryales; Microbotryaceae
Source: the annotation of a GenBank genome assembly
AUGUCUUUCCGCGCUUCUUUGAGACGGUUAGCCUCCCAUGCUCCUCGACAACCUUCGAUCCACUUUCCUGAUCGAUCGGCUGCUCCCGGUGAGUCUCAAUCCGCUCGUGUACGAGACCGAAUCGUCCGGAGCAUACGUCGAGUCGAUGCCAACUUUGGUGCAAGUGAUACCGAGCUCAGCAAUUGAACAUACUGAAGCUUCUUUGCAUCCUCUCCUCAGUCCACCACCUCGCCACUCCUCACCCCUGCGCCCCCUCCGACAUCCUCUCCUCGUCCCCCUUCCUCCAAUCCCUCUCCAAACGUCCGACGACCCCUUCCGAACCUCAUCAAGGCCCUAAAACACCCCUUUCCGGUCCCGCGGGGGGAGCAGAGGAUGGAGCGGGGUUCGUGGGUCCGAAAGCGGACUACGAGGAAGGGGAUUCGGGGAUGCCGAGUUGGUUGAAUAAGGCGCGGUACGCGCCGGGGGAGGAGGAGAUCGAGGCCGUUUUGGUUAGUCGCAGAUGAUGUUUUGCUUUGUUUGUGGGGGAAGGUUGGGUUCGUAACUGAUGGUUGUGUUUUGGGGGUGGGGGGGGGGGGUGGGGCGGUGAUUGUUGACAGAGUGGUGGAGCGACGGCAGCGACUGAAGUGACCAAGGCGUAUAAGCAGAAAUGGUGGACCGCGCAAGUCUAG